Molecule: messenger RNA, 3304 nt
Organism: Acipenser ruthenus (sterlet)
Lineage: Eukaryota; Metazoa; Chordata; Actinopteri; Acipenseriformes; Acipenseridae
Exons: 12
Coding region: 461-2383 (640 amino acids)
Biological process (GO): protein dephosphorylation; cilium assembly
Molecular function (GO): protein tyrosine/serine/threonine phosphatase activity
Source: RefSeq, a predicted model, not a curated record
GCAAAAGUGGAUAAUGCUAUAAUAAUCCACUGAUACCGAUGGCUUUACUGUGGUAAACUUUUAUAAUGGAAGACACGAUAGUUGAAAUAAUCUCAGUUGCAUAAUCUUCCACGACUGAUGUAAGGUAUCCAGUUUUAACACGACGGCAUAAUGAGAACAGGAAUACGGAGAUUGUUUUUUCUACGGGAGUUAUGACAAUAUGAUACUUGAUAUCUGCUUUGAUUGGAACUUGCACAUCCUGAUCAAGGCAAGUGAGCGCAGGUAAACUAUACUGCGCAUAAAGCUCGCGGGAGCGCAGACAAUCAAGUACAUGACUGUACAAACAAGAGUGACAACGAGGAUAUACCGCGCACCACAGCAAAGGAAAACAAUUAGAAAAAUCUUUCCCUACCAUAAACUGCUUUGCCAAGAGAUAUCCUUUCUCCUCCCAGUCCUGCUUCUUGAUCCUCUUUAACCCAAUAUGCCCCUAUGGCUUCCUGUCCCGCGCCCCACCUAUUCCCAGGCUCGGGAGAACCUUGUGAAGUCACUGCCCCCUAACCUGAUCUGCUCCCUCUCCUGUGGAGGUAAACUCUGCCGCUACGAGGGGCCAGCUAACUGGAGUCUGCAGCAGCAGGUCAUACGAGGGCUUUACUCAGAAUGGGUGACGGAUGAUAUCGUUGCUAUGGCGCGACCCUCCACCACACUCAUUAAGGAAUAUAACAUUAUAGAGCAAUUCACAAAGUUGAACAUCAAGUCCAUCAUUAAUAUGCAGGUCCAGGGGGAGCAUGCUCACUGUGGACCCCCCUUGGAACAAGAGAGUGGGUUCUCGUAUGUACCACAGAUCUUGAUGGAAAAUGGAAUCUAUUUCUUUAACUUUGGAAUGCCAGAUUUUGGGGUGUCAUCCCUAAUUCGGAUAUUAGAUGGGGUGAAAGUGCUCACAUUCGCUCUGAAGGAGGGGAAGGUGGCAGUGCACUGCCAUGCAGGGCUGGGACGAACAGGAGUCCUUGUAGCCUGUUAUUUGAUUUACGCCACUCGAGUGAGUCCAAGUGAAGCCAUCCACUUUGUUCGGAUAAAACGGCCCUCCUCUAUACAGACCCAACCUCAGAUUGACCUGGUCUUCGACUUUGCCCGCUUUCUUGCUCCUCACUUAAUCAUGUAUGCUAAUGUGGAUGCCAAAACUUACCCCUUCACCCUGGAGCAGUACCUCAUUCGACAGAAGCAUCUCCUCCAUGGCUACGAAGCACGGAACCUAAAGCACAUCCCCAAGAUUGUUGACUUCACCUGUAAGAGACUGAUUAUGAUUGCUCUAAACAAAGCAGACUGCAGAGCCUUGCAGACUGAAGUUGAAAGGGAAUCCUUCAUGCAUGACUUAACUCAUUUGAUAAGACAGACACUGGUCAGGCAAACAUUUCUCCAUAUCACCACUCUGCUGAACGACCCCGAUAACAGGCUGACCCCCUCCGUGAGCUCAGCUACUUCUUGGGGGGAAAAGGAGGGGUUCAAGAAGCGGAAGAGGGAAGUUCUUCAGAACAAGAGAAGUUACAGUGAAUCGGACCUCAGUAAGAUUGUAGUCCUGGAGAAGAAUAAGGACCUGGAGCGCAUGAAGCUUCCUCCAGAAGAGAGCAAUCAGCCUAAUUCUCCAGGGAUGGGAUGUGAAGAUGUGAACGACUCUGCUGUGAUGGGAUGUGAAACUUUAUAUAAGGACUCUCCAGGCCUGGGACAUGAAAACUUAAAUGAAGACCUGAACACUUCAAAUUUAAAAACUGGAGAUUGUCCAACAGCAGUGGCUGAAGACAUGAGCAGUGACUUAGGUGGCACCAAGAAGUCUCCAAAGGAACAAGGGAGUCCAGGACUUGGGACAGUAUCUCUUUCACAGGCUGUUGCUAUAGCAAUGGCAGAGCUGGAACCAAUAGGAAAUGAUCUUUUGAAGGAAAUCCAACAAUGGCAGAAUGACUUGAAUGAGAAUGAAGGUGCCUGGGGAAUGCUGGCUACAGAGACAGACCCUAAAGUCAUGAGUGCUUUAAUGUGGAGGUGGUUGGAACAGCUAAAGGAACCAGUGCUGAAGUCUGAGGACAUUGGACUGUUAUUGUCAAGCAGACAGGAUACUAAGACUAUCUGGGCACUGCAUAAGUAUCAGGGUGAGACUAUUUGUUGCAUCCUUGACUGUAUCAGUCAGCUUACAAGCCUGAGCCCAAAGAUGGAAGAAGCUAUUAUAUGUCGUCUGAUUCGAGCACUGACUGAGUGCUCGGAAGAAGAAGUUAAGACAUUUACUGGACUUCUUGAGCUCUUCAAGACCAUCAUUAAGGAAAAACGCACUCACAAUUUAUUUACAAAAGGACUUGUGAAAACCAAACAUAUGUUGAAAAUGUCUUCUAUCAUGAAAAACAAACAGAAACUGUUCUGAUCCAAAGGACCUUAAAAGAAGAGGAAUUUCACAGUGCAGUCUUAAACAAAGGUCCCAUUGGCCUUUUGACAUUUUAUGUGUGAUGUUUAAUGAUUUCCAUUGUGCAUGGUUACUCUAAAUCAGAGCUCAGAAUUGUUAGCAAUUUUCUGUGUUUCAAUGAUAAUAAAAACACUGAUACAAAAAAAUGGUCUUCAGUGGCAAUGCAGUGGGACUACCCAGACAAUGUAAUAUUCUGUAGUAAGGGAAAAUGGUUCAAGAGCUACUACAUUAAAAUAGUAUUUUAAUGUAGUUUUUGGUAAAAUGGUCAUAUAUAUCACAUUGGAUCAAUAUAUGACAUUGUAUUAAAAAAACUGGUAAUCUAUUUCAGCACACUGGUACCAUAGCAGUACCAGUUUGACAUUGUAAUACAACUGUGCAAUAUUUAUUGCAAAUAAAUUGCAGUAGGAUUGCUGGUAAUUCCCCAGUCUGAUAAUAGUUCUGCUGGGAUUUUUUGAGGUAAUACACUGGUAUUAUAUCAGUAUCCCAAUGGUAUAAGAAUGGUGGAACUGUUGUAUUUGUAUAUUACACUAAAUAAAUCCUUCCAUGAAGUGCUUUGUUCCAGACUUGCACAAAAAUGUUUUGUAGUUUAAAUAUAUUAUUAUUUUAUUAAUUUACUGGUAUUUAAAAAUAUACUAUUGACAUAUUAUGCAUUUCAGAUGUUUGCAUUGUUUGCAUUUUUUAAAUAUUCAGUUCUUUUGAUCGAUUUUACUGCUGCUGUGUUUUUGCGAUGCUGUUUUUGUGGUUCUGUUUUAUGUUUUAAUUCUUCUUCUGCCACCUUGAAGUUCCAGCUUUGCUCAAUCCUCAAGAAAUCAUUCCAGGAAGAUGCCAAGUCUUCAAAUAAAAUGUUCAAAUGUACUGUGCAAUACAGUGUUUGAAAAAGGA